AUGUCCGGGGCCUCUAAGGGAAGCGAGAGCGUCAAGACCCCCGUCUGGAGACUCCAGAGGUCUCCCGUGGAGAGCGUCAAGCCCCCCGUCCAGAGGUCUCCGGUAUCCAUCUCGUGGGAGCAGUCGCUAGUGGAGGCUGCGACGGCGAUAUACGAGGGCAGAGUAGACGUGGCUUCGGAGAUCCUAACGCACUUGUCUGCCGGGCCGAACCCCAUGGGUAAUUCAGAGCAGAAAUUGAUGGGAUACAUGUUGUCUGCGCUUAAAUCGCGCGUGAACCCAGUCGAUUACCCCCCUCCCGUGGCGGAGUUGUUCACCGAGGAACAUCUGUUGUCGGUUCGGUCACUUUACGAUGUGUCUCCUUGUUUCUGGCUCGGUUUCAGGGCUGCCAAUCUCGCGAUUUUGGAGGCUGCGUCGGAGCAACCCUCCACUAACAAGCUCCAUGUAAUUGAUUUCGCUAUUGGUCGAAAGGAACAGUACGACUCUCUCCUUUACGAGCUGUCCAUGCGUCAGGCGGGCAAUCAAUUCACACUCAACAUCACGACGCUCGCAGAUAGCAUCAUCGGUGCGGAGAGGCUCAGGAUGAUUGGGGAUCGACUGAGUAAAGUCGCGGCGGUGAUGGGAGUUAGGUUAGUAUUCAACAUCGUGAGCCAGAAGCUGAGCGAGUUGAGCCGCGACUCGCUGGGCUGCGAGCCCGAUGAGGUGCUGGCGGUGAACUUGGCGUUCAAGCUGUACAGAAUGCCGGACGAGAGGGUGUCCGCUAAGAACACGCGCGACGAGCUCCUCCGUCGCGUGAAGGGGCUGGCGCCGCAGGUGGUGACGCUGGUGGAGCAGGAGAUGAACGGGAACACGGCGCCAUUCCCGAUGCGUGUGGGGGAGGCGCUGGCGUACUACAGGGCGCUGCUCGAGUCGUUGGAGUCUAAAUUUGUUAGGUACGACUCGGAGCGAGCGACGAGGGCGGAGGAGGGGCUGAGUCGGAAAUUGGUGAACUUGGUUGCUUGCGAAGGUAGGGACCGGGUUGAAAGAUGCGAGGUGUUCGGGGAGUGGAGGGACCGCAUGGGGAUGGCUGGCUUCGAGUUGAAGUCAGUGGGUCGAGUUGUGGCCAAAUAUUUGGAGGCGGGGUUCGCUUUUCCCCUUCAGGAGGGAUUCACAGUGAAAGAAGAGAACGGUGUGGUUUGCUUCGGCUGGCUCGGCCGAACUAUCACCGUCGCAUCUGCUUGGCAUUAA
This is a messenger RNA of Eucalyptus grandis, 1224 nucleotides long. Its product is annotated as scarecrow-like protein 8. NCBI's taxonomy places the organism in Eukaryota, Viridiplantae, Streptophyta, Magnoliopsida, Myrtales, Myrtaceae. The coding region runs from base 1 to 1224 and encodes 407 amino acids. The transcript has a single exon. Gene Ontology annotation, biological process: regulation of DNA-templated transcription. Gene Ontology annotation, cellular component: nucleus. The record is from RefSeq and is a predicted model, not a curated record. Gene Ontology annotation, molecular function: sequence-specific DNA binding; DNA-binding transcription factor activity.